Messenger RNA from Salarias fasciatus (jewelled blenny), 1783 nucleotides. Its product is annotated as transcription factor jun-B-like. Gene Ontology annotation, cellular component: transcription regulator complex. The transcript has a single exon. Bases 325 to 1314 code for a protein of 329 amino acids. NCBI's taxonomy places the organism in Eukaryota, Metazoa, Chordata, Actinopteri, Blenniiformes, Blenniidae. Gene Ontology annotation, molecular function: DNA-binding transcription factor activity, RNA polymerase II-specific; transcription factor binding; RNA polymerase II cis-regulatory region sequence-specific DNA binding. Gene Ontology annotation, biological process: regulation of cell cycle; regulation of transcription by RNA polymerase II; regulation of cell population proliferation. The record is from RefSeq and is a predicted model, not a curated record.
AGACACACACACACCUCCAGAAGCGUCCGAGAACAACGCGCCGGCUCGCAGGAAUACACGCACAGAUCCAACUUUUCCCGGGAAGCACCGUGAAGACAGACAGCGCCUCGGAGGCUGGAAAAGACUUUUGCGCGCUUGUGUUGGACUGUCACGCUUCUUUUAUCAUUAUUAUUAUCAGAAACACUGAUUCUGGGACACAGUUGAGAGAGAGAGAGGACGAGCGCCUGAAUUGAUGCGCGCGCUCUGCUGACACUGACUUUUGUUGAUUAUCCAGAGACUGUUUCUAGAAAGCGGCCGGUAAGAUUACUUUCUUCCUACGACUUUAUGUCUACAAAGAUGGAACAGCCUUUUUAUCAUGACGACUCUUUCCUGCCGGCCUACGGCCACUCAGAUGCAGCCAUGCACGACUACAAACUGCUAAAGCAGAAUAUGAAUUUGAACUUGACAGAGCCCUACCGCAACCUGAAAUCCCAGCUGCGGGAAGCUGACCCGUACCAGGGGGGUCACCAGGACGUGGGGUCCCUGAAGCUGGCGUCCCCCGAGCUCGAGAGGCUCAUCAUCCAGAACAGUAACGGGGUGAUCACCACUCCCACCCCGGGCCAGUACUUCUACAACCGGGGCAUCACGGAUGAGCAGGAGGGCUUCGCCGAGGGCUUCGUGAAAGCGCUGGACGAACUCCACAAGAUGAACCAGAUGGCCCCUCCCAACGUGUCGAUCGGAGCCGGUGGAGUAACGACGUGCUCGGCGGCGGCGGCCUCUAGCGUCUUCGGCUCGGCGCUGCAGCCCGAGCCCCCCAUCUACACCACGCUCAACGCGUACUGCCCCGGCACGAGCCUGUCGUCCGCGUCCAGCUACCCCACCGCCACCAUCAGCUACCUGCCGCCGCACCAGCAGAGCCACCCGCAGCCGCCCGCGCACGGCGCGCACGCCCCCUUCCAGCACGCGCUGCCGGGCUCCGGGCUGCACCCGCAGCGGCUGGUGGCGCUCAAGGAGGAGCCCCAGACCGUGCCCGACCUGCUCAGCAGCGACGGCUCGCCCCCCAUGUCCCCCAUCGACCUGGAGACCCAGGAGCGCAUCAAGGCGGAGCGCAAGCGGCUGCGGAACCGGCUGGCCGCCACCAAGUGCCGGCGGCGCAAGCUGGAGCGCAUCGCGCGGCUGGAGGAGAAGGUGAAGGUGCUGAAGAGCGACAACGUCGGCCUGUCCAACACCGCGUCCGUCCUGCGGGACCAGGUCGCGCAGCUCAAACAGAAAGUGCUCACGCACGUGAGCAGCGGCUGUCAGCUGAUGCUCACGAGCAAGAUGGAGGCGUUUUGAGGCGCGGGGACGACACUCACUGAACUCACCGAGACUGACAAGUUAAUAACACUGGAGCUCUGCAUGCGCGGCGCUGGAGCAGCGGGCGGACGCGCACGGAGCGCGCGCUCCUCUGUGCGCCGCUGAGGGGGGAGAGACUGAUUGAAAUGGUACUUUCGGAUGCUGGACACCCUCACAGGACCAUUCAACCCUCAGAAACCAGGGGCAGCAUCCGGACCGAGCACACUGAGCACCGGCGGGCUCCCUCUGGCCCGCGCGUGCUUCACUAAUGGUAGAAAAUGGGAAAGAUUGUUGUAAUACUUUGUACUUUUUUUUUGCAACUGAUAUGGUCAUGAAAUGCUGCAUUUAUUCAAUGUGUAAAUUAUUUUUAGUUUGUCCGGUUGAUCCAGACAAAACUGAUGAUGUCCAAUGUUUACAGUGUCUUUUUUUAUUUGUGAUGUGUAUUUAAGUAAAGUGUCUUAAAAAUGAA